Molecule: messenger RNA, 2340 nt
Organism: Pseudo-nitzschia multistriata
Lineage: Eukaryota; Bacillariophyta; Bacillariophyceae; Bacillariales; Bacillariaceae
Source: the annotation of a GenBank genome assembly
GCAAUCAUCAUUAGAAUCCUUACAACAACGUGCAAAAGCCUUAGGUAAACAUUACUAAAAGGCAAACCUAUGACGAAUGCAUCGACAGCAGUCACUACCGGUGCGGGAACCAAGGCCUCAUCGUCACUUCGGUGGUGGGGGUUCCUGGGGUUGGCCCUGUCAAUUCUGGUGCAAGUCUUGCUAUCCAUGAAAGAAACGCCUCCGGAAUAUUCCGACCUAGAGGCAUCGCCCGAAUUCGAUCGGGCUCUGAGGUCCAUUAUCCUGGGUGGCGACGGGGACGACGACGACGACGACAUCGACAUCGACAUCGACAUCGACUUUGAGUUUCCCUACAACCUGGUCGAACUCAAAAACACGCCCUCGGGGACAGGGACGUUUUUGAAGAUUCUAACCUGGCUCGUCACGAGGUCCCUCGUGUCGCCGUUUCUGCUGCGGCGCAAUAUCAACAAGAACGGAGUGGGAUUGAUCCGAAAGCUUUCCUCCACCAAGGAUUACGUCCGAUCGCUUCCCGUUACCCACCACCCGUUCCACCACGCGUCCGACGAACAAAUGGAGGCUUCGACCGAGUGGAACGCCGUCUACAGCAGUCGCCCCAAUGGCGACGAGAACGGACUGAAACUGUACGAAUCCAAGUUUGUCCAGCAACGAACGGAACAAAAUACCAAAGAAGGACAAGGUUCCGGGGGAUUUCGCACGGUCGUCGACUACUACAAGGUCUAUUCCUCUGGGAAUGCCACCCCCACCCAAGUCAUGGAGCGCUGGAUCAAUGGCGCCACAAAACACCUGGGACACCUCAACAUCUUUUCCGCGAUGGAACCCGACCUGAUUCUGGAGCAGGCCCGGGAAUCCGACAGGCGAUGGAAGGCCGGAGCUCCGCUGUCCAUAUGGGACGGUGUCCCCGUGGCCAUCAAGGAUUGCUCCUCCGUGAAGGGCCUGCGGAUGUGCGAGGGAAGCAGCGUCUGUACCGACCCCGAAAAAGAAGAAGACGACAUUCCCUCGGAGUACCUAAAGCAAGCUGGCGCCAUUGUUGUCGGGCUGACAGUGAUGAACGAGGCCGGGRCCACGCCCCUGGGCUACAAUGCUCACUUCAAUGGACCCUUCAACGCAUACGAUACAGAUUAUUACUCGGGGGGCUCCAGCAGCGGGUCGGCCGUUGCCGUUGCCGCGGGACUCGUCCCCAUGGCAAUCGGGUGGGACGGCGGGGGAUCCAUCCGGAUACCGGCGGCCAUGUCCGGGAUGGUGGGGCUGGCCCCCACCUUUGGCCGGGUUCCCUUUACACAAAACCGAGGGAGCUCCAACGUGAAGGCGGGCCCCAUCGGGGCGACGAUGGCCGAUGCGGCUCUGGCGUACAUGCUGCUCGGGCAGGUGUACGGGCGUUCCGACGCGAGCAAAGCCAGCAAGCAGAGAAGAAGCACGAAACGAAAGGGRCAGCGAAGCUUUGAUCACGACGUCUUUUACAGCAACCUCUUUGGAGAAAAAUACAUGCCGGAUCCGCACCUGGGGGGCUACGUGUCGGAAACCACAGCAGAAAGUUCCAGCAAGCCGCUCGAGGGAACCAGACUCGGCGUCUUCUGGGACCACUUCAAGCACACCGAUCCAGAGGUCUAUGAAACCUGCCGGAAAGUCGUUCGGUACCUGGAAGACGACCUUGGCGCAACCAUUGUCGACAUCACCGUCCCUUUUCAACGACAGAUCCACCUGUCGCACGCCGUCAAAAUCCUCGCCGAGUUCGGAAGGGGAUGGGAAACCCCCUAUUACGACCCCUCCCACAAGCUCCUGCCCAACACGCAAAUCAGCAUCGGUCUCGGAAGGACGCUGACCGCCGGGGAGGUCAUGGCAGCGGAGAACGUCCGGACCUUUGCCAUUCGGUAUUACCGAGAGCAUCUCUUUGGGACCAAGAAGCUGGACGCGAUCUUGUCUCCUACCAUBGGGGUUUCCGUYCCGAAGCUCCCCCCCGGCUACCGGGAGGUGGGGGAAACCAACGUCGCUCUGACCUACAACAUUAUGAGGUUCGCUUCGACGGCCAACUUUCUGGGUCUUCCGGGGCUAUCCAUCCCGGUAGGGUACGAGAAGGGCACCGGCCUUCCAAUCGGCUUUCAGUUUAUGGGGGAUGCCUGGAGCGAGGCCACGCUUCUGAGRCUGGGAAGGCUCGUGGAAGAGGGCUUUGGCCUUAAGCGUCGAAUACCGCCGGAACAAAACUUUUUCGACGUCCUCGCACCAUGGAUGGCAGCCCAGGAAUGAUUCGAAGCAGAACGAGUGGAAAGAAACAAAUUGCACCCAAUUGCAUUGCCUUGAAUUGAACCGAAUURAAUUCCAUGUGAUUAAAYGGAAUCCUKACAC